AUGGGCGUGGUCAGCGUGUUAUGGGCGUGGCCUGGCUGGUGUGGGCGUGGCCCCAUGCAAUGUAGGCGUGGCUCGACUGGGAGUGGGCGUGGUUUGAUGGAUGUGGGCGUGGCCAUGCCGGGAAUGGGCGUGUCCCUCUCUGAGGUGGGCGUGGCCCCCAGGGCGGCCAUGAUGGCGGCCGGGCGGGGCCCGGGGCAGGACGGAGCCUUCGAGGAGGAGGAGGAGGAGGAGGAGGAGGAAGAGGAGGAAGAGGAGGAGGAAGAGGAAGAGGAGGAAGAAACGGCGGCAGCACCCGGGGCCCCGCCCCCGGACGAUGACUCCGCCUCCGAGGCCGCCUCGGUGACGUCAUCAUCGGGGGACAGCCCCUCCCCCCCGCCCUCGGCCAAUGGCUGUGCAGGACCCCGGAGCCGCCCGCAGGGUGAAGACCCUCGACCCUUCCCGGAGCCUGGAGGGGGAGGGGACAGCGAGGGUGGGGGAGGGGCCUCUCACGGCGCAGGGGGCGGUGGGGGAGGGGCAGCAGGGGGUGGGGGAGGGGCGGAGGAUUGGCACCGCUGCCCCGAGUGCGGCCGCGCCUUCGGCACCUCCCGCGCCCUCAAGGUUCACCGCAGCUACCACGUGGGCAGGAAACGCCCCCAAGCCCCUCCCCCAAUGGGCGUGGCCAGGCCUAACCCCUCCCCCACCCCUCCCCCACCCUCCCAAUGCCCCUCCCCCCCGUUCAAAUUCCACUACAUCUGCGCCGAGUGCGGCCUGGGCUUCGCGGCGCCGGCGGCGUUGGGCGCUCACCGCUGCGACCGCCACGGCUGGCCCCCGCCCCUUUCACCCCGAUGA
This is a messenger RNA of Catharus ustulatus (Swainson's thrush), 828 nucleotides long. RefSeq names its product zinc finger protein 526 (gene ZNF526). NCBI's taxonomy places the organism in Eukaryota, Metazoa, Chordata, Aves, Passeriformes, Turdidae. The transcript has 4 exons. The coding region runs from base 1 to 828 and encodes 275 amino acids. The record is from RefSeq and is a predicted model, not a curated record.